This is a messenger RNA of Rotaria sordida, 1125 nucleotides long. The record is from the annotation of a GenBank genome assembly. Lineage: Eukaryota; Metazoa; Rotifera; Eurotatoria; Philodinida; Philodinidae.
AUGAAUGAAAAUAUUUCUAGCGCAACUGUGACGCGCGAUCACAAUGAUUCUGAAGAUGUUUUAUGUUUAAGAAGUCUUUCAAGAUAUCAACUUGCAACAAUUGCAGAAGAUACUUUGAACAAACUCAAAGCUGGUUGGUACCGUCCAUCUAAUGGUCCUCGGAUUAGUCUAGCAGAAGAUGUCGCGUUUUCUAUGGAGAACAGUGUAGUUUACACAGAAGAUGAUAUUAUAAAAAAAAAGAAACUAAUCUUAAAUAUCGAUGAAACGAGUCCAACAUCAUUCGCAAUAGCUACAUCUUCGUAUCCAGAGAUUGAAGUUCGUCAUUGUACAACUCUACAAGCAGCUCAGUCAUUAGUUGCUGAGAUAGCGGAAGAUCGUGUUGGAAUAUUAAAUUUUGCAUCAGCUAAAAAUCCAGGAGGAGGUUUCAUAAAAGGUUCCAAUGCACAAGAAGAAUCACUUGCAAGAUCUUCAUCACUUUAUUCAAUAUUUACUCAAACUAGAAUUUUUAAUGAAUUUUAUGAUUAUAAUCGACGUGGUAAACGUGGUAUCUACAGUCAUCGAAUCAUUUAUUCACCAAGAGUAACUAUUUUCAAAGAUGAUAAUGGAAAAUUAUUAUCUUCUCCAUAUCAUGUUGGUAUUGUAACAGUUCCUGCUCCUAACGCUAGUGUUGUCCGUCAAACAGAACUAGUCAAAAGUACAAUGAUGGAACGUAUUAGACGUUUAUUAUACGUUUUCGAAGCUAACAAACACGAUACUCUUGUAUUAGGAGCGUUUGGUUGUGGUGUUUUUAAAAACAAUCCAUUAGACGUUGCAAUUAUGUUUCGACAACAUUUAGAAUCGGAUGAGUUCAAGAACUCUUUUAAACGAAUCAUCUUUGCAGUUUUGAAUGAGGAUAUGUAUCAAAUAUUCAAGGAAGUGUUCACUAGUACUGAUUUAAGUCAUAUACAGCAUGAAACUAUGAGCAUAUAUCUGGAUGAUAAUAAUGAUGAACAACGUCCAUACGGUAACCAAAAGCAACAAUACAAGAACAGAACAAAGGAAAGACGAAAACGAAACAAUGACUUUAAACAAUCUUAUGAUAAAAACUAUAACGAUUUUCAUAAUUAUGAAGAUGAGAAUGAAUGA